This is a messenger RNA of Guillardia theta CCMP2712, 603 nucleotides long. RefSeq lists its product as hypothetical. Bases 1 to 603 code for a protein of 200 amino acids. The record is from RefSeq and is a predicted model, not a curated record. The transcript has 8 exons. Lineage: Eukaryota; Cryptophyceae; Pyrenomonadales; Geminigeraceae.
AUGACAGGAGCAAGGUCCCUCACCCAUGCUAGAGCUGUUACAGGCAAGGACCCCUGGAAGAUCGAUCAGGUGUGGAAGCAUUACAACAGGAGCAACGAUACCCUUGAGGAGAUGACGGCGCGUCUCAACCAGCUCUCAGACUUGAGCUGCUCCCAGCGCCAGCAUAUCCGACUGACUUCGACCAACUUCAAGAUGCUGGAGCAGCGAGAGCGCAUGGCGUUCCUCCGACAGACCAUCAUCAACCGCAACGCGAGUGUCUUGUCGGAGCAAGUCAAGCUGAAGCCCAAGAUGAGGAGCUUCGAGGUCGAAGAGGUCAAGGAGAUCCGAGGCAAGGAGAAGGAGAUACAGGAUGUCAUGCAGGACAUCAUUGUUCUCGCCAAGAGACUCGAGCAAACUGAGGAUGAGGUCAUCUUGCCUAACGGCUUCCUUGCUGCCGGGUCAAAUGCUCAUUCUAAGAUUGAUAUUCACUUCAAGUCGGACAACGUCUCUCAGCUGCAGAACGAGAUCAACUGGUUGAGGGAAGCCAUCGAUGCCAAGGCUGCCCGCAUUCAGCGCCAACCUUGUCUUAGGAUGCCGUGCCAGCGUAAGAGAGCGCUGAGCUAA